UUCCCAGCAUCUCCCGCAGCGAGAUGAGAUCUGCGUCAAUCGAAGAGUGGGACAUAAAAUAGGCCCGAUGACGUUUACCUUGAUUCAGGUGCAAAUGAUCGAGACCCCCGCUUUCCAAGAGCAACCAAAAGCCAGUUUACGUUGAAUCUGCGUGGAGUGCACACCUUGGGAUUUCCGCCGCGAAACAAAUCGAUUUUCACACUGCCCUCAUGACAAUAAGCAGAGGGAUUUCCUAAUAAAUUUGAUCUCAAGGUUGAACAUAAUGAAUAUUUUCCUAGUAGUAUGGCUACCAUCACUACAUUACCUAACGAUAAAAGCACAGGGAGAUAUUCCGGAUUCCAAUUUAGUCAAGGAUAAAAUAGCUUCUAAGGUCAUAACUGAAGAUGGAUUGACCUUUGGAGGCGAUUUUGUAGAUGUAAACAACAAUUUCCAGUCGACGGGUGGUCAGCCACAAACAAUUCCAGGGAUUUCAGAUCCGGUAAACUCGUUGACUGAUGUUCAACAACGCAACUACCAGAAUACCGGCAGUAUUAAUUUGGACAAUGGUCAGUACGUGGAACCAUAUACUAUCGACUUCAAAUACCACAAAUUCGAAAAAAUGACAAAAUUUUUAAGACAAACCACGUCCAGGUACCCGUCUCUGACAGCGCUUUAUUCGAUUGGAAAAUCUGUUCAAGGUAGAGAUCUGUGGGUAAUGGUAGUCUCCUCAUCUCCUUACGAGCAUAUGAUCGGUAAACCAGACGUUAAAUAUAUCGCAAAUAUGCAUGGAAACGAAGCAGUUAGCAGAGAGCUCAUGCUACAUCUGAUUCAUUAUCUAGUAACAAAUUAUGCAACCGAUCCAUUCGUAAGAUGGCUUCUAGAUAACACCAGAAUCCAUAUCAUGCCCUCGAUGAAUCCUGAUGGGUUUGAAGUCUCUAAGGAAGGAACGUGUGAAGGAGGUCAAGGAAGGUAUAACGCAAGAGGAUUCGAUUUGAACAGGAAUUUUCCCGAUUAUUUCAAACAGAAUAACAAAAGAACGCAACCCGAGACAGAAGCAGUGAAGGAAUGGGUAUCCAAAAUUCAAUUCGUUCUCUCGGGAAGUUUACAUGGUGGAGCUCUGGUAGCAAGCUAUCCGUUCGACAAUACACCAAACUCUCUAUUUCAGAGUUAUUCUUCUCCUUCAUUGACUCCUGACGAUGAUGUAUUCAAACAUUUGGCCCUAACAUAUUCCACGAAUCACGCUAAGAUGAGCAGAGGUGUAUCUUGUAAAUCAUCACAGACAUCGUUCAGAAGGGGAAUUACCAAUGGUGCCGAGUGGUAUCCACUCACUGGAGGCAUGCAAGAUUUCAAUUACGUCUGGUACGGCUGUAUGGAAGUGACUCUGGAAGUUUCUUGUUGCAAAUAUCCCCCUGCACACGAGCUACCGAAAUACUGGGAAGAUAAUAAAUUGUCGCUGCUGAAAUACUUGGCGGAAGCACACAGAGGAGUUCAAGGAUUUGUUAUUGAUGAAAAUGGUAAUCCAGUUGAAAAAGCUUCUUUGAAAGUAAAAUCUCGAGACGUUGGUUUCCAGACAACAAAAUAUGGAGAAUUUUGGAGAAUUCUUAUGCCAGGAGUUUAUAAAAUGGAGGUUUAUGCUGACGGUUAUGUGCCGAGAGAAAUUGAAUUCGUGGUAGUGGAACAACAUCCAACUUUACUGAAUGUGACUUUACAUGGAGCCAAGCCAUGGCAAUACUUCCCACCACCUGUGACCUCUCCACCAAAAACUAUUUUAUCUAUCGAUAAUGCUAAUAUACCAGCAUUUGAAGAUGCUCCUCUAACUUUUCCCAAAGAAUAAUACAUAUUGGCUUGUGGUGGAAAUAGAAAGGACGGCCAUUUUUACCGACCACCACCUCAGAUCUUCCAUCGUCCAGUUAUACAGCAGCAAGCUCAAGAAAGUGGUAUAUUUUCGUCAAUUACCAGUGGUUUUUCAAAUUUGGUCAAUUAUUUCGGGUAAGAUAUAGACAUGUACUGGCAAGUUAGAGUUGAAUUUUGUUUGAAUUUAUUAUUUCGUGAAAUCAAGAAAUUAUAAAAAGGAGUAGUUUCUAAGGAAAGACUAUGCAACCGUACUUUCUUGAAUUGUACAAAAAUUACAUUCAUUCACAGUGACAUUCAUGUAUUUUUAUUUAUCUUGAGUUGGAAGAGGUUGCACAUUUAGGAAAAUGUAGUACUUACUACAACACCAUAAUACACGUAAAUGCCUGGGGAUUUUCCAGUUCUCAUUUAACCUCGAAAGGUUUUAUUAUUAUUAAGGCUGCAUGUCGGAGUACCUUUGGAAUUAUUUAUUUAUGAUAGAAUUGCAUUGUUUUUUGAGCACUCUUUAUUUAUUGUUAAUAUUUUGUACAAGAUUACAAAGCGAAAAUAUUACAUUCUGUUAUAUUAUAUUCAUCAGUAAAAAGACAAACUAUAUACAACUCACUUCGAGAUUCAAAUUUUUCAAUUUCUUGUUUUAUCAAUAAGUUCUGAUUUUUGUGACGAUUAGAACUACUACAACGGUGAAUAUUUUUUGAUCUCUUUAAAACAAAAAGUUCAAUAUAGUUUGGAACAGAGAUGUAUUGUUGAAUUAUGACUUCUGUUUAACAAUGUAAUAAUGUUUUAUUUGAAAGAAUGUUAUAUUAAAAAUUAUAUAUAGAAAUUGAAACCACGUGAGAUUUAAUUUUCUUGCAGUAGUAUUAUAUAAUAUCGAAGCAAUGUGAAACCAAUUGCACAGACUGUUAUUAGUGUUUAAGCUCUUUAUUGCAAUAAAGUACCUAUUUAAUUGAAA
Messenger RNA from Leptinotarsa decemlineata (Colorado potato beetle), 2779 nucleotides. Its product is annotated as carboxypeptidase D. Gene Ontology annotation, molecular function: zinc ion binding; metallocarboxypeptidase activity. The record is from RefSeq and is a predicted model, not a curated record. NCBI's taxonomy places the organism in Eukaryota, Metazoa, Arthropoda, Insecta, Coleoptera, Chrysomelidae. Gene Ontology annotation, biological process: protein processing; peptide metabolic process.